This is a messenger RNA of Acyrthosiphon pisum (pea aphid), 1713 nucleotides long. It is a transcript of the gene Pglym78, whose product is annotated as phosphoglyceromutase 78. The record is from RefSeq and is marked validated. Bases 319 to 1083 code for a protein of 254 amino acids. The transcript has 5 exons. Gene Ontology annotation, biological process: glycolytic process. NCBI's taxonomy places the organism in Eukaryota, Metazoa, Arthropoda, Insecta, Hemiptera, Aphididae. Gene Ontology annotation, molecular function: intramolecular phosphotransferase activity.
AUAGAUAAUAAAGAUUCUAUGCUGUAGAAACUAGAGCUCAACAAUUUAAAAUAGUUAAUAGGUAGGUAAUUAUAAUUGGUAACGAAUUUGAUUUUUCAUAAAAAGCGCGGGAUUUUCUCUAGUUUUGAUUUAUGUAAAAUGCUGUACGGAUGAAGUGAAAAUCUUCUCAAAGUUGUGCGUUGUGGACAGUAAUUUCUAUGAUAGAGAUUAAGCUAUAAAGCAUAUCACAAGGUUAUAAAAGUCUCAUUUCAAUUCACCUUCAGUUCUUCGUCAGAAUACUUCAAUAUUUCCAAAUUUCCGAUUUUCAUACGAAAAACGAUGGCCAAGUACAAGGUAGUGAUGGUCAGACAUGGUGAAAGUGAAUGGAACCAAAAGAACUUGUUUUGCGGAUGGUACGAUGCUUCGUUGAGCCCUAAAGGUGAAGAGGAAGCAGCAAACGCCGGUAAGGCAUUGAAACAAGGCAACUACAAAUUUGACCUGGCCCACACAUCUGUGUUGAAGAGGGCACAAAACACUCUGGGGUCAAUAUUGAAAGAGCUUGGCCAAGAAGACAUUCCGAUAUCUAAAACGUGGCGUUUGAACGAAAGACACUAUGGUGGCCUUACUGGAUUGAACAAAUCUGAAACUGCAGCCAAAUAUGGCGAAGAACAGGUUCAAAUAUGGAGACGUAGUUUUGACACUCCCCCACCGGCCAUGGAUACCGAUCAUGCAUACUAUGAUCAAAUCGUAAAUGACCCCCGCUACAAAGAUGAACCUUUAAAGGAGGAGUUUCCUAUGUUUGAAUCAUUGAAAUUGACAAUUCAAAGGACAUUGCCUUAUUGGAAUGAUGUUAUUAUUCCCCAGUUAAAAGAAGGAAAACAAAUAUUGAUAGCUGCUCAUGGAAACAGUCUUAGAGGAAUAGUCAAACAUUUAGACAAUUUGACGGAAGACCAAAUCAUGUCUCUUAACUUACCAACUGGUAUACCAUUUGAAUAUGAAUUAGAUGAGAACUUUAAACCUGUGGUCUCAAUGAAGUUUUUGGGUGAUGAAGAGACUGUCAAAAAAGCAAUCGAAGCUGUUGCUGCCCAAGGCAAAGCAAAAUAAUUAUCGCAAUAGAACAAGCUGAAAUUAACUAAAAAAUAAUUUAAAUACUUAUUAGUAGCAUUACAUUUAUUUAAAUGUAUUCUUUAUGUCUUAUGUUCUUAAAUUAUUUAUCCAAAUAUUAGGUAACUAUAAAAACUUUUUAAACGCUACUUAGUGAUAACUGAUAAUAUACAUAUUGUUUACAGUGUAAAAAUGUUGAAGUAUCAUAAAUUAAAAUUUAGUGAGUCUUGAAUGUAAUAUGAUUACCUUAAGGUAAUAUUGAACUGUUUUGGAAUUUAGAUUUUAACUGUCAUAUUGAUUCCUAUUUAUCCUAUUACAUGUUGCAUUUAUUCCUUUCUACCUCUAAUACCUUAAGUCAAUAAAUUUAAUUAUAAAUGGCAAUUAUUAAAUAUACCUGUACUACCUAUAGUAUGGAACUUGUUAACAUUAUGGUGUGUAAAUGUGCUUUGACUUCAUUUCUUGAGCUUUACCUUUACAAUUAUCGUAAAUCCAAAAGUAAGAAAUUCUAAUAAUUUUAAUGUUACACAAUAAAAAAUUUUGAUUGAAAAAAAAAAAAUCUAUAAUUAAGAUAAAAUCUAUAUAUUUGAUGAAAAUGUUAUACUCAAUAAAUAAAAACUUGAUUGAAUGAAA